CUCUACAGACCACUCCUGCCUAAAACAGAACAACAGCAGCUGAUGUGUGACCAGCAUGAGGAGGAGAAGAUCAACAUCUACUGCCUCACCUGUGAGACACCAACAUGCUCUAUGUGCAAAGUGUUCGGGGCUCACAAGGACUGUGAUGUGGCCCCACUGCCAGACAUCUACAAGAGACAGAAGACAGAGCUAAGUGAUGCCAUAGCCAUCUUAGUGGCCGGAAAUGACGGAACACAGGCCCUGAUCUCACAGAUGGAGGAUAUUUGUAGGACUGUCAAGGAAAAUGGUCACCGGCAGAUGCAGUACAUCUCUGAUAAGUUUGAUGAAAUUUACGCCAUCCUAGAAGAGCGUAAAAGGGAAUUAAUAGAGACUGUCGGUCGUGAGCAGGAUCAAAAACUGGGCCAUGUCCGCUCCCUUAUCCGUCGCCACGGAGACCACUUGGAGAUAUCCAUCAAAUUGGUGGAGACAGCCAUCCAGUCUAUGGAAGAACCUCAGAUAGCUGUGUUCCUGCAGAACGCAAAGGAAGUGUUCAAGAAGAUCACAGACACUGCCAAGGCCUCCAACAUUGAGCGGACGGAGGCGGGCUACGAGAGCAUGGCCCACUUCAUCAUCAACACAGAGGAUGUGGCCGACAUGCUGAGAAGCAUCAACUUCCAAACAGGUGAAGAUGGGGAAGACAGCGAUGAUGAAGCCCCUGAAGACCUGACCCCCUCACCUGGUCAGACUGGUGAAUCAGGAAGACGCUUGUAACUUAUUUUUAAACCCAAGGGUAUUUCCUGUGCUGACUUAAGAGAGACUAUAAGGAGGAGGUUUUCUUUAAUCCUUUCAACAUGGCAAGAGCUUCUUUCAUCUGGUAUUUUGUGGUCCUAAAACUCCUCUUAGUUCAGUAAGAGGAAUUACAAAUUCUUUGUAGCUUCUACAUCCUGGAUGUUUAAAACUGUUUUGGUCUUUUUUUGAUCUUAAAAUGAGCUCAUAGGAAACCAGAAAACAUGUGUGGUUUGUUCCCCUCAAAA
Messenger RNA from Sinocyclocheilus grahami, 1013 nucleotides. Its product is annotated as tripartite motif-containing protein 54-like. Gene Ontology annotation, molecular function: zinc ion binding. Gene Ontology annotation, biological process: regulation of microtubule cytoskeleton organization. The record is from RefSeq and is a predicted model, not a curated record. The transcript is spliced from 7 exons. NCBI's taxonomy places the organism in Eukaryota, Metazoa, Chordata, Actinopteri, Cypriniformes, Cyprinidae. Gene Ontology annotation, cellular component: cytoplasm. The annotation marks the transcript as partial.